Bathycoccus prasinos is the source of this 1020-nucleotide messenger RNA. RefSeq lists its product with no specific name. The transcript has a single exon. The record is from RefSeq and is a predicted model, not a curated record. Gene Ontology annotation, cellular component: mRNA cleavage and polyadenylation specificity factor complex. Gene Ontology annotation, biological process: mRNA alternative polyadenylation. Lineage: Eukaryota; Viridiplantae; Chlorophyta; Mamiellophyceae; Mamiellales; Bathycoccaceae. The coding region runs from base 1 to 1020 and encodes 339 amino acids. Gene Ontology annotation, molecular function: mRNA binding.
AUGACGACGAAAGAAGAGGACGAGGACGCGUUGCUCUACGGCGACGUCGGAGAUUCCGACGACGAGGAGAAAGAGACGAUAAAGAAAGUGCAAACGACAACAACAACAACAACGAUUGAUCGGAAUGAUGAUGAUGAUGGAAACGAUGAUGAUGCAGACAAAAAGGAUGAAGAUGUUGGAGAUGAAAGGAACAAGAAGAAGAAGAAGGAGGAGGAGGAAAAAGACAACAACAACGAAGAGGAAGAGAGUAAGAAGAGUAAAUCGGUAUACGUAGCAAACUUAACGUGGUGGACGUCGGACAAGCAAAUAGAACAGUUGGCGAGCGAAUUCGGCAUCACGAAAUCCAUCCAAUUCUUCACGGAAAAGAAAAACGGGAAAUCGAAAGGAUGCGCGAUCGUGGAGUUUACGAGCUCGCAAUCGGCGUUACUGUGCGCGGAGAAUUUGAAUAAAAGGGCGAUAGAUGGGAAAGCGUGCGUGGUGACGCUCGCUCCGGUGGUUACCGCUCACUCGGCGAGCGGCGGUAUCGGCGGGAGUACGAUGAUGAUGCCGCGUGCGCCGCUCGGGCCGCCGCCAGAUACGGCGUGGAAAGGUCCGGUGCCGACGAAAGGAGGAGGAGGACAAGGCGCGCCACCGGUAGUGAUGUCGACGACGCAGGCGCAGUUGAACGCGCUGCAGCAGCAACAAAAGAUGAAACUGUUGAUGAUGCAGCAGCAAAUGAAGGCGAAGCUGAGCGGCGCGAAGCAGCAGCCAACCUCCUCCACCGCACCUACCGCCGCCUUUAGGAAAAACAACGAGAAUAGUAAUAAUAAUAGUCCACCGGCGACGACGACGACGAGAGAGCGACCGAACUCACCGCCGACGAUGAUGGCGGCAAAGCGUGUAGCCGCCGCCGUCCCAACGAAAGUUCCCUCCGCGCGAGGAGGACGCGGCGGCGGACGAGGUCAGAGAAACAGAGCCGAGUCCCCUCCCGCUGGUCUCAUGGGAGGCAGAGGAGGAGGACGAAAGCGCGCUCGAAGAUGA